AAUUCGACCGUUGGUGAAACAUUAUACCCUUCACUUCCCAGUUUGUACUGUUUUCAUAUUCAGACAGAACCAUUCUCGAACCAGAAAGAAAAAAAUGGUUAGUGAAGACCAAAAACGAAGCCCCAGAAACCAGAAGUACCCUGCAACUGAGGGAAAUGGCCAAAGCCAAAACCUUAACGAUGCCGUUUUCAGUCCGCGAUUCAAAUCUGCGGCAGCUAUGGCCGGCUGGGACGAAGAGGCACUGCUUCUCGCAAGCCUCGUCGUUGAAGACACACCCGAUAGAGAUUUCAAACACAAGAAGCGCUCUGUCUUGAACUCCAAGACUCCACCCACCAAUUCAAGAAGGAAACGCAGAGCACAGAGUUCUCCAGAAUCGAUACGAGUGGCUGUUCUUGAUCUUGACGAAGAAGACACUCCAAGAAAAGACAGUAAAGAAAAGACUAAAGAAAAGAAGGCCACUGUAAACGAAGAGAGUAAAGAAGGAGGGAAGGAAUCCACUAAGGAGAAAUCCGGUGUUGCUGCACUUCCCUGCAUUGAUAAGCUCAGAGACGAGCUUUCUUGCGCGAUUUGUUUGGAGAUAUGCUUUGAGCCAAGUACCACCCCUUGUGGUCACAGCUUUUGUAAAAAGUGCCUUCGAUCUGCUGCAGACAAAUGUGGCAAAAAAUGCCCAAAAUGCAGGCAAUUAAUAGGCAAUGGAAGAUCAUGCACUGUGAACACUGUUCUCUGGAAUACAAUACAGCUCCUGUUUCCCCAAGAAGUUGAGGCAAGGAAAGCGGCCGGCGCCAUAAAUAGCCGGCAACAAUCUAAGUGCCUGAGCCCAGAAGCAGCAUUUUACAACAAUCUAAGGAAUGAUGAAAGCACAACAACCAGAGUUGGUGUGAGUACAAGGAGAAGCGGCGGUAGGGCUGCCGCAAUAACUGAUCAGGAAGCAAGGCGUCUCCAAGGUGUGAGAUCAAGAAGAGGGAUUACUCCUGCUACACAAACUGAGGAUGCAGCAAUUGCCCUGAGGCUGCAGAGAGAGGAGUUUAUGCAUGCCUUUAGGGGAACACAGGAACAACACCAUUCCAGCAGAUCCUCAUCUGUGGAUUUAGCUAGAGAAAAUUUGAGGGCAAUGGCAUCUAGAGCCAUGACUCUUCGCAUUAGAGAUCGAAGAUUUUGAAAAAUAAAAUAGGGACCAGUAGCUGCUUCAGCUGCUCCUAAUUUGUAUUGUUUGUCGUUUUUUUAUGCAAAUUUUCUUUUUAUAUAUUUUUUUUCUCAAGAACUUUUGUUGUUGACAACAUAUAACAUAUAUGUCAAGGAACUUUGCCGUUGUUUUUAUCUG
Messenger RNA from Arachis ipaensis, 1321 nucleotides. RefSeq lists its product as uncharacterized. Lineage: Eukaryota; Viridiplantae; Streptophyta; Magnoliopsida; Fabales; Fabaceae. Gene Ontology annotation, cellular component: nucleus; site of double-strand break. The record is from RefSeq and is a predicted model, not a curated record. Gene Ontology annotation, molecular function: nucleosome binding; ubiquitin-protein transferase activity; metal ion binding. Gene Ontology annotation, biological process: double-strand break repair.